Vicia villosa (hairy vetch) is the source of this 1849-nucleotide messenger RNA. RefSeq lists its product as uncharacterized. Lineage: Eukaryota; Viridiplantae; Streptophyta; Magnoliopsida; Fabales; Fabaceae. The coding region runs from base 175 to 513 and encodes 112 amino acids. The transcript has a single exon. The record is from RefSeq and is a predicted model, not a curated record.
UCUAAAUUAAAUUUCAAACCAAAACUAGCCACCAUAGACCAAAGUCCAAACCUCUUAAAGUCUUUAUUAGCCCCCACAUAAUAAUCUUUUUAAUACAAGAAAAAAAGUUCAAGCCUUCAAAUUAUACAAACACAAAACCCUUCAAGUUUCAAUCUCUUCUCCUAGCUAGUUCCUAUGGAAGAUUUUCAUAGAUCAAAAUCUAUUUCAAAUGGCCACCAAAUGAAUAUGCAGCUAGAAAACUACUAUGGACCAACAAAACCUUAUGAUCUAAGAAGCUAUAGCUCUUCCUAUGUACAUGCUUCUAAGGAUUUGAAGUUGAAGAAAGGUAAAAGCUUCUCAUCUGGCUCAUCUUUUUCUAAGUCUUUGAGUUUUGUAAAUGAUCCUGAAAUUCAGAGAAAGAAGAGAGUUGCUAGCUAUAAGAUGUAUUCUGUUGAAGGGAAAGUUAAAGGAUCUUUUAGAAAGAGUUUUAGAUGGCUUAAGAAUAAGUACUCAGAGGUUGUUUAUGGUUGGUAGAGAUUUUUUUGUUUUGGAAACUUUGUAUGAAAUUUGUGAUUUUGAUUUCUUUUAAGAAAUAUGAGAUAUGAUUUAUUUAGAAGAAUUGUAGAUAAAUCAUUAUUGAGUUAUGAUCGUUUUACAUGAUUUUGGUAAGGUUUUUGAUUAUAUAUGUCAUAAAGUUACUUAAUAUUGGAAUUUAAUUGUAGUUUUUUUUUUUUUGUUGAGGAUUUUAAUUUUGUGUAUUCUCAUGUGUAGUAACCUUUGUAUUUGUUUGUAAUAUGUAUAAUCCAAAUAAUCUAUUUAAUAACAUAACUAUGAUAUUUUCAUGAUCAUUAUUUUGUUACAAAUCAAUUAUUGGGUCGUAAAUCUAAAUACUUUUUUUGAAAGACCCUAGAAUUUAUUAAGUUUCAUAAUCUGAACACUUGUCUUUCUCCAAAGCAAUUAUACAAAAUAGAAAUGGAUAGAUUCCAUUUCACAUUCUAUAAGUCCUUAUAAAAUCGUUACUAUAGAUAAUACUAUAUUUUAUAUGAUAAAGUUUUUACUUUAAUGAAAUAAUAAUUGAGGUCAAAUGUCUUGAAAUGUCCUAUUUUAAUUUUAUUUUUAAAAAAAAUUAAAUCUUAUUCAUCGAUUUUUUAAAUUAAUCGACAGGUAAUGUAACUUAUGGUUUGUGUUUCGAUUUUCUGUUCCUGCAAUUUCAUGUUUUAUUUAUAACCAAAAUGAUGUCCUUAUUUUUUAAAUUUUUUAACUUCACUAUAAAUCAUAAUCUCUCGAUUUUUUAAGCAGCCGACAUGAAAUGUUGCUUAUUUUUUAUUUAAUUAAAAUAGAACUAAGUUGUUAUCUCGGUGCUUGCUACCAACCGAGAUAUAAACACCAAACAAUAUUACAUUCCAAUAUCAGGAUGUAAACCCUCAAUCAUUUUUGCUAACUCCUAUAAAAAAUGUGUGCCUUAGUGAACGAACGAAUGUCCAAUUCUUCAACUUUUCCACCUAACGACCGAAACACCAUUCUUCCUCUUCUCUACCUAACAAACUGGAACAUUAUUAUUCAUCUUCUCUAAGUCGAAUGAAAUAAACAAAGGAGGAAGGAAACUUGAAACUUAAACCAACACAUUUCCUUGACUCUCUCAUCAAGUUUCCGAUAUGUAAGAGUUUCUUCAUGAUGGUACCAAUAAUCUUCUUGUUAUUGUAGUUGUCGUUGUCGUUGUUUUUGUUUUUUGUUGUUUUUUUUACGCUUAGGGUAUAACGUUGUGUUGUUUUUCAAGUAUUUAUUGUUGUUGUUGUUUAGUGUUAUUGUUGUUUCAUUGAGAUAGAAUGUUCAUUAUUGUUGGUUGUGUACGCUUUUUAUUUUAUUUUCA